GUAGUAAUCUGUAACACUAUAGUAGUUGUGAACUUUUUUUAAUAGACAAAUGUUAGUGGUUAAUUUGUUAGCCGCAGGGAUUGAAUCUUGAACGUCCUGAUUAAUACUUCUUCAACGUCACAACUUAUAUCACUGAGCUACACUUUCGAUAAGACGGUAUUAGUAGAACUGUGCAGUGACAUAAAUUGACUAGUUGGGAGGUUAAUAAUAAUAUACACAGUUAAAAUUUAUAAGGGUGAUAGAUAAAUGACUCACCAUAUUAUUGAUGGUGGGGACUGAAUAUAUCAGCCUCAGAGAUCUAACAACAAUAAAAUACAGCAACCUAGCUGUCUGUAAAGUCAUGGAUGGGAUUUGUGGAACACUGUGGAGUCCACAGAUUUUUUGCAUUUCUGUUAUUAGCUCUUUUGUUUUGGUUAUUUUACACAAGAUAAGGGUUCUACCAGGGGCAUCUCAGGCUUGGAAAUUAAUUUUGUUUGCAGAUUACUGUGAUCAUUUGUGUAUGAAUUUGUGAGGCCUUGUCAUCAUGGAGUGGAAUGCGAAAUCUCCCGGGCAAUGGGACUGGGAACACUUAUUCUUCUUGAAUUCAAAAGCAACAGAAAAUCCCAGGUUACAAUCAACUGAUUGGAGCGCGGAGGCAGAUCGAGAAAUCAAUGCUGGUGUUUUGUUUCCGUCGGGUGGUAGUGGUUAUUCUCUGCACGCUUCAUCCUCGAGAAGCUCAAAGUCUGCUUCCAAUAAUUCAUCAUCAAAUGGAGACAGCAACAGCAAAACAUCGAUGCUAACUCAGGAAGGUUCUCAAGAUGAUUCAACUGGUAAGAAAGAAUUGUCGAAAGGAGAGCCGAUCGAAACUUCUCCAGCAGCAGAGCCCUCUGCUGUUGUCUCUGGUGACACAUUGCUCACAUUAAAGCUUGGUAAAAGAUUCUACUUUGAGGAUGUUUCUGCCGGAAGUCAUUCCAAGAAAUCUGAUUUCUCUGCAGUUGAUCUUUCGUCUGCAAAGAAAGGUAAAUCGAGCAGUCGGAACUUGAUACAUCCAAGCUGCCAGGUGGAAGGUUGCGGUAUUGACCUCUCUUCUGCUAAAGAUUAUCAUCGAAAACAUCGUGUUUGUGACACUCAUUCCAAAUCCCCCAAGGUGGUUAUAGCUGGUUUGGAGCGUCGAUUUUGCCAGCAAUGUAGCAGGUUCCAUUCUUUAUCAGAGUUUGAUGAGAAAAAAAGAAGCUGCAGAAGACGUCUUUCAGAUCACAAUGCAAGGCGCCGCAAACCUCAGCCUGAAGCAAUGCGAUUGAAUCCAUCAGCUCUGUCUUCGUCGUCCUAUGAUGGGAGGCAAAUUAUGGGCCAAUUUGCUUUUUCAAGGAAUGCAACAAAUUUAGCUUGGCAGGACAUACACAGCAGCAAGUUCCCUCAAACAAAAGAUUUUAUUCUCAAAACUCCGAAAUCUUUUAAUAAGAUUGUCACUAUGCUUUCUGAUGAUUCCAGUGACCUUCUUGCUUCCAAAGGCAUAGGAACCAAGGCUACUCUUCCAGGUAUUGAAGACUCAUCUAACUUGUCUGAUCCAAAUGCUACGCAAGAUGUUAACCGUGCUCUCUCUCUUCUGUCAACAAAUUCAUGGGGCGCCGCAUACCAAACCAAAUCUCUCUCCCUAGAACACUCCAACCGAACGAGUUCCACUCCGUCCAUAACACACGCAAUUGCACCGCGGUUUCCAUUUUCGUCAUCGGAAUAUUGGCACACUGAUCAACAACAGGCCAACUCCAGCACCUGCAUCUCGUUCUCGGGUUAUGACAGUAACAAUCGCUUUCAAGACUUUGAGCAUUUCAACACACCCUUUGAUUCGGGUUUCCCUUGCAACCAGCUGGAUUAAUGAGUAUGGUUAUUCUCUUCAAAAAAAUAAAUGAGUAUGCUUCUUCCAAUGGUCCCAACCCCAUUAUGUCACUGAUAUACUAAUGCUUUUGUAGGGCCUGAUUAUCAUCUUUUGCAAUGUUGGGGGGUGUUUUAUUUUUAAGAGUACAACAAAUCAAAAAACUUGUUUGCAUAGUGAUUGGUAAACUACAUUUUCUCAAUAGAUUAUUGUAGUCAUUUUCUUUUUAUAAUUCUUACCUUGCUCA
Molecule: messenger RNA, 2099 nt
Organism: Cicer arietinum (chickpea)
Lineage: Eukaryota; Viridiplantae; Streptophyta; Magnoliopsida; Fabales; Fabaceae
Product: squamosa promoter-binding-like protein 12
Cellular component (GO): nucleus
Molecular function (GO): DNA binding
Source: RefSeq, a predicted model, not a curated record